Molecule: messenger RNA, 2994 nt
Organism: Lasiodiplodia theobromae
Lineage: Eukaryota; Fungi; Ascomycota; Dothideomycetes; Botryosphaeriales; Botryosphaeriaceae
Product: Ribosome biogenesis protein noc4
Exons: 9
Coding region: 1-2994 (997 amino acids)
Biological process (GO): ribosome biogenesis
Cellular component (GO): Noc4p-Nop14p complex; small-subunit processome; nucleolus
Molecular function (GO): metal ion binding
Source: RefSeq, a predicted model, not a curated record
AUGGCUCCAGAAGCGCUCGCCGGUCACAAGAGAAAGCGCGUUGUCGAAAAAGGCGCUGCCGAGAAGCGCUCAAAGUCCAAAGCCUCCUCCAAAAACGCAGCCACCGAUGGCGACGACGACGAACAAGCUCGAAUCCUGCUCCUAGAGAGCCAGAUCACCGAGUCGCGCCGCCACUACAACAACAUUGUCGAGCUGAUCAAGCUGGCAAAAGAUGACGGUGCGGAGGAAUCGGCGACGCUCGCCAUUGUCGCGCUUUGCCGCGUUUUCUGCCGGCUGCUGGUCGCUGGGAGCAUGAAGAAAAGCAAGGGCUUGCCGGAUUCGGAGGUCAUGAUCAUCCAGUGGCUGAAAGAGCGGUACAAGGAAUACGCGGAUGUGCUUCUACAGCUGUUGAAGAGUGGGAACCCUAUUUUGCAGAGCACUGCGCUCACUCUGGCCAUGCGCUUGGUCAAGGAGGAGACUUCGGCGCAGAAAGGCUCUGGAGAAGAUGCAUGGAGAAACGGCUUGUUCUACCAGUUGGUGUACGCCCUUCUCGCCUCUACUAGCGCAGAGCAUGCGCGUGAGGAAUUCGUGGAGAAGUUCAUUGAAGAGCAUGAUGAUGUGAGGUUUUACGCCCUGGUUGCCAUUGCAUCGUGCCUCAAAAACCCGUCUUCGCCUGUGGAGCAAGAGCAGAUCAUCGUCAGUAGCUUGUCGGUCCUGUCUGACCUCGAAGGCGUUCCGGAAUCCAAGGACGAGCUUGAGAAUUUCUAUGGCCCGGAGCCCGACCAUCAAAAACACCAGCUCUACUCGCUGUCCGCGCACAAGAGACAAGGCCAAGAUGCCUGGCUAGCUCUGUUCCGAUCAGGCUUGAACAAGGAGCAAAGGAAGUCUGUUUUGAACAUUAUGACUUAUAAGGUCACCCCGUGGUUCUCCAAGGUUGAGAUGCUCAUGGAUUUUCUCACUGACUCGUAUAAUGUUGGCGGUGGUACCUCGCUGCUAGCGCUUUCCGGCCUCUUCUUCCUGAUUAGGGAGAAGAACUUGGAUUACCCCUCGUUUUACGGCAAGCUUUACUCCCUCCUGGACGAGGGAAUCCUGCACUCGAAACACAGAUCACGGUUCUUCCGACUUUUGGAUGAGUUUAUGUCGUCCACCCACUUGCCGGCCGCGCUGGUAGCCAGUUUUAUCAAGCGACUCUCGCGGCUGGCACUUCAUGCGCCUCCAGCGGGAAUUGUUGUCGUUGUGCCUUGGGUGUACAACAUGCUGAUGAAGCACCCUGCAUGCACCUUUAUGAUCCAUAGAGUGAUACGAGGGCCGGAGGCGCGGAAAAGGCUUGAAGAUGAAGGGAUGGACGAUCCGUUCGAUAUGGAGGAGUCCGAUCCGAUGGAGACUGGCGCUAUCGAGAGCAGUCUCUGGGAACUCGAGACAUUGCAAUCCCACUACCACCCCAACGUGGCCACACUUGCCAAGAUCAUCUCCGAGCAGUUCACCAAGCGAUCCUACAAUCUAGAGGACUUCUUGGACCAUUCAUACAAUGGCUUGAUUGAAGCAGAGUUUGGCAAAGAGAUGAAGAAGACUCCAGUCGUGGAGUAUGAAAUCCCGAAGAGGAUCUUCACGGCGGAUGACUCUGGCUUGGGACCUCUUGGCGGACUUAUGAGCAGGGUGUUGGAGACUUUUACAGUUGAAACGCUCAGCAUGUCCGAGGACAGCGAAUUGCAAGCAAAGAUCGCGGCUCUGGCCGGAAGGAUCAACGUCCACAAGCAGCAACAGCAGCAGCAGAACGAGAACUACCAGCCGCCCACUUACCACGGUCGCGGUCGUGGACGUGGCGGUUGGGCACCCUACCGUGGCACCCCAUAUGGCGCUCCGCGUGGCCGCGGUGGCAAGGUGUUCAAUCGCACUCUGGUCUUGAACAACAACCGAGCCAGUAACGCUUCCGCCGAUAUCACUUCCCCGACCAACGGAACUACUGCAGACGGCGCUCCUUCGUCGCACGCCAAUGAGGCAUCCGGAUGGGUUGUCAAGCGCGACAGGCAUAUGCAGCUGAUCAACCCGGCCAUCUAUGAUCAGGUGGCCCAGCAGCGAGCCAAAGAUAUAGAGCAGAGCACUGAGCAGCGCCGCCAACAGCGUAAUCUGAAGGAAAAGGCCAGGCUCAGCAAACACUUUCAGAUCAAGCAGGAGGCGUCUGUUGGGAACCAGGCUGCCACGACCCCGCACAACUACGAAAUCGAAGUCGAUAACAUCCGCUUCCGCGUCACCGAUGGCGGCAGCAAGCUCGUCAGGAUCUCUAGCGAUCCCAACACGGCGCGGGCAACUCCAAAGCAGGCCAAGAUUGGCGGCGUCACGUUCUUGAGGAGCAAGAACGGCAACCUCUACCGUUCUGGACUCAUCAAAAACAAACAGAACAAGCCUAUCAAGAAGAUUAACGAGCCUUGCCCAAGGUUCACUACCACCGGAACAUGCGCCAAGGGGCCGCAGUGCCGUUAUCAGCAUGACCCGAACAAGGUUGCCAUCUGCAAAGACUAUUUGCUGAGGGGCAGCUGUGCGCUUGGCGACGGGUGUGACCUGUCGCACGACCCCACACCCAAUCGCGUCCCUGCAUGCGUGCAUUUCCUGCGCGGCAACUGCACCAACGACGAUUGCCGCUACGCGCACAUCAGAGUUAACCCAACGGCGGCCGUGUGCCGUGCUUUCGGGACUCUCGGCUACUGCGAGAAGGGAACUGACUGCGCUGAGCGCCAUGUGUUUGAGUGUCCUGACUAUGCUAACCAUGCAGUCUGCCGCAACCCCAAGUGCCGGCUUCCUCACGUUGACCGGGCCGGCCAGAUCCGCAAGGCAGCCGCUGCGCAGACGGCCAGCGCCGAGCUGGGAUCUCCGGAUUUGUCGAGUGACGAUGAGUACGACGAGAUCGACAGCGACGACGUUGAUUCGGAUGAGGAGAUUGAGGAAGACGUUGUCAUGCAAGGCUCGGAUGCCAACGGCCAGGAGCUGUCGCAGCAACAGGACUUUGUGAGCUUCUGA